Messenger RNA from Tribolium madens (black flour beetle), 6103 nucleotides. Its product is annotated as dedicator of cytokinesis protein 1. Bases 89 to 5929 code for a protein of 1946 amino acids. The record is from RefSeq and is a predicted model, not a curated record. The transcript has 18 exons. NCBI's taxonomy places the organism in Eukaryota, Metazoa, Arthropoda, Insecta, Coleoptera, Tenebrionidae. Gene Ontology annotation, molecular function: small GTPase binding; guanyl-nucleotide exchange factor activity. Gene Ontology annotation, biological process: small GTPase-mediated signal transduction; cell migration. Gene Ontology annotation, cellular component: cytoplasm; plasma membrane.
GUGCUGGAAGUGGGGGAAAUGCCAUAAAGAUGGCGUCUCUUAUAUUUUUUUGUGUUUAUUUUUGAUGGUGUUUUAAAAUUUUAUUAAAAUGAGUGUGUGGGAAUCAGUACCUGAUGAACUCAGUUACGGCAUAGCAAUAUACAACUUUGCCGCCGACAGCGAUUUCAAACUCGAACUGACCGUCGGGGAUUCCCUUCAUAUACUCGACGAAGAAGAACACUGGUAUUACGGCUACCUGAUUCGUGACAGACACAAAAGGGGAAUUUUUCCCAAGAGUUACAUUCAUAUCAAACCAUGCACUGUUGACCGCACCGGACCUACCCUAACGUUCAAUUUCAAGGAGCCUUCAGUAGCGCAAGAAAUCACUUCAGUAUUGCGAGAAUGGGCCCCGCAUUGGAAAAACCUUUACGUAAAUCACAGCAAAGAUUUCGAGGCAAUCAAAAGUCAGAUUUACGAUCUGAUAACACACAGGAGCAAAAUCGUCAGCGGUACUUUACCAGUCGACGAAUUGAAACGAAUAACAAAACAAGCAACGGAGGAAAUUGAUAAGGGAAACAAAACCCUAGGUUUAGAUUUGAUCGUGAGAAAUAAAAACGGAAAUGUCAUCGAACCGGAAAAGACCAGCACAUUGCAAAUGUAUUAUCUGCAUAAAAAAGCGACGGAAAGGAUGAGUAGGACUAAUAAGAACGAAACGAAAGAUAAUCAUCCUAAAACUGCCAUUCAACAAUACUCCAACAUUUUUAUAGUAGCCGUUAAAAAUUUUACAUGCAAAAUGACCGAGGAUGCCGAGUUGUUAAUGUCACUUUAUGACGGAAAAGAGUACAAAUCGAUAACAGAAAAUUAUGUCGUCCGGUGGUCCAAAGACGGAUUGAUGUGUGAUUUGGAUCAGAUGUACAAUUUGAGAGUUAUGUUUACGGAUCUCGGAAAACGCGAUUUAGAGCGGGAAAAAAUUUACUUGGUUUGCUACGUCGUGCGCGUGGGUGCGAUGGAAUCAAAAGAUCCGGAUCAUCGCCGUAGUUCCGUUUCAGUAGUGAACAAAAAAGGCACAACUGACGGAAUCCGACGACCUUUUGGCGUCGCAGCGAUGGAAAUUACUCAUUUUAUGAACGGGUCGCGGGAGAGCGACUUGGAACAAGAAUUUCCCGUUCCUUUUUAUAACUGCGACAAGGAUAAUCUUGAGCAGACUUUAAAGAAGAUAAUUAAUAAAGACUUUGCGAAAACAGAGCAUAAAAAUCACGCUCUUUUCGUCGGAAUGAAGUUAUUAAGAGGUGAUUUAAAGCAGGUGAGGGAGGAAAACCCCCAUUUAGUCUUGGGAAAUUUGUCGAUCGCACGAAAAAUGGGGUUUCCGGAAGUUAUUUUACCGGGAGACGUCAGGAAUGAUCUUUAUUUGACUUUGAUUAAAGGGGAGUUCAGUAAAGGGAACAAAACUUGUGAUAAAAAUGUCGAAGUUGUCGUCAGAGUUUGUAACGAAGAGGGAGUAGCGAUCCCUGGAGUUAUCGGUUUAGGUUCAGGAAUUCCACCAAUAGAUGAGUAUAAAUCCAUGAUUUAUUAUCACGAGGACAAACCGCAUUGGUAUGAAACUUUUAAAGUCGCGAUUCCUAUUGAAGAAUUCAAGACGAGUCAUUUAAAAUUCACUUUCAAACAUCGAUCUUCCAAUGAAGCGAAAGACAAAAACGAAAAACCUUUCGCCAUGUCUUAUGUGAAACUCAUGCAAGAAAACGGCACAACUCUCAAAGAUGCGAGGCAUAAUUUGAUUGUCUAUAAAAUCGAUUACAAAAAAUUUGAUGAAAAAAGUUUAGAUUAUUUCAAAUUACCCUCGAUCGUUAGCGAUGUCAAGGAUAAUGGACCGAAACCGUCAAUACCAGGAUUAACAAUUUCUAAAGACAUUUUCGUCAUGUCUAGCAACAUUUGUUCGACCAAACUGACACAGAACGUGGAUUUGUUGGGUCUUUUGAACUGGAAAACGCACAAGGAUGACUUAAAAAUCUGCCUUCGAGCUUUGCUCAAAGUGGACGGCGAAGAAGUCGUUAAAUUGUUGCAAGACACUUUAGAUUCGCUUUUUAAUAUUUUGAUAGAAUUUACCGAAACCGAUACGUACGAUAUUUUAGUUUUCGACUGUUUAUUGCACAUAAUUAGUCUAGUCAGUAACGACUGGAAGUACCAACAUUUCGAGCCGGUCUUGGAUUUAUACAUCAAGGAAAAUUUCAGCGCAACUUUGGCCCAUAAAAAAUUGAUCAGCGUCCUUAAGAACAUAAUCGGGCGUGCCAUCAGCAAAACGCCCGACAGUAAAGACGAUCUCAUUUUUAAAACAAUGAAAUCUCUCCAAUAUGUAAUGAGGUUUGUCUCGAAAUCGCGCAUUUUGAUGAAAGUAGUCGACGAUGUCGAGGACGAUUUCGAGGAAAGUCUCCGCGAUUUAUUGCAAGAUAUCACCGACAUGAUGGCCCUAACAUCAGACGGGAUUUUACGGGAACAAGGUGCAUGCCUUAAAUAUCUCCCUAGCACGAUUCCCGACAUUUUGAUGAUUUUUGACGCAAAAGAAUUGAGCAUGAUUCUGUGUAAUAUCGUCACGAAUAUCCCUGCUGGGCGCCUCACCAAACAGAAAAUGAUGACAAUCAACGAAAUCGUCCACAGUAAACUGUUCCUCUACACGGAAUGUCGCAGGAUUAUGUUACCAAUCUUUACUAAACAAGUCAAGACCCUGUUCGAGCAGCAUGAGGAGGGUGACAGAAGACUUGAUGGAAGGCGACAGAAUCGCUCGGUGGCUAAGGUGGCACAACUUUUGGGAACGACGCAACAUUGUCUCAACCAACACAGAGGAUAUUCUGAAGAGGUCGAGUUGUGUAUUAAAAUCCUGAGCGACAUUUUGGAGCUACUGUUCCGUAAAGACAUAGGACCGACCUAUGACGACAUCAGUGAGAUUAUAACAACGGUUUUGAGAACUUUGAUUCAUACUCGUGUUGGUAUGCCUAAAGAGGAUCCUCAAUUGGGGAAUUUAGUCUCCCUAAUGAUUGAUAUUUUCCGGCAAAUGUCCGAACGUCACUACGAGGCCUACGUAGAACGUUUCAACACUCGUUAUGACAUUUUAGAUUUUCUAAUGGAGAUUUUAGUAUUUUUUCAAAAUUUGGUAGAAGAUACGGUUUUCCCUAAAGAUUGGUGCGACAUGAUAAUGCUCCAAAACAGCGUUAUUUUGAAAGCGCUGCGAUUUUUCUCGCAUACGAUUCGUGACCGCUUCUUUGAAAGAUUCGAAAAUCAAGCCUGGAGCAACUUCUUCCAUUGCGCUAUCGCUUUUAUGACCCAACCGGCACUCCAACUCGAAACUUUCUCGUUUAAUAAAAGAAUGAAAAUCAUACGAAUUUAUAAAGAUAUGCGACGCGAGACCGGCUUUGAAAUCAGGUCGAUGUGGUUCAAUUUGGGACAGUACAAAGUACAGUUUGUACCGAGUUUAAUUGGAGCGAUUUUAGAAAUGACUCUAAUACCGGAACCGGAAUUACGUAAAGCGACGAUUCCUAUUUUUUUUGAUAUGAUGCAAUGCGAAUUUUACUCGUCGAGGUUUGAAGUUGAGAGUUAUGGUGAUACGAAGCGGGAUUCGUCACAUGUUAAGGGGAAUUUUAACGAUUUUGAGAAUGAAAUGAUUGCGAAAUUGGAUAUUCUAGUCGAGGGAGGAAAAGGAGAUGAGAAUUACAAAGAUUUGUUUCAUGAUAUUAUGAUGGAGCAUUGUAGCCAACAUGCCACGAUGAAUGAAACGGGGAUUAAGUUUGUUAAAACUGUAACAAGGCUGAUGGAGCGCUUGUUGGAAUACCGGUGUAUUAUUACGGAUGAAAAUAAGGAAAAUCGUAUGAGUUGUACUGUGAGUCUUUUGGACUUUUAUGCUGAAAUUAAUCGAAAAGAAAUGUAUAUACGAUAUUUGAAUAAACUCUACGAUCUUCAUUUGGAGUGUGAUAAUUACACUGAAGCUGCCUACACUAUCGACUUACACGCAAAACUUCUAAAUUGGACCGAUGACGAUUUACCCCAACUUUUGAAAAGUAAUCGACAUCCCAAAGCCCAUACGCAUCGUCAACUCAAAGAAGCUCUCUAUUAUAAUAUUAUCGAGAAUUACGAUAAGGGUAAAUUAUGGGAAUGUGCGAUCAAAAAGUGCCAAGAGUUGGCCUCGCAAUUCGAGAGUGAAACUUUCGAUUAUCAUCGAUUGAGCGAGUUACAUAAGAGAAUGUCGACUUUUUAUGAUGACAUUAUGAAAAAAGGUCGAGCAAAACCGGAAUAUUUUCGUGUCGGGUAUUUCGGUAAAGGCUUUCCCCAAUUUCUGCAAAAUAAAGUGUUUGUGUAUCGAGGAAAGGAAUAUGAACGACUUACUGAAUUCAAUACGAGAAUUUUAAAUGAGUUUCCCAAAGCGGAACUUUUGAAUAAAUUGACGCCGCCGGGGGAGGAUAUUACGGAGUCGGAUAAACAAUAUAUACAAAUAAAUAAAGUUGAUCCGAUAAUGGAUGAGAAAAAGCACCGAUUUUCCGGCAAACCUGUCUCCGAACAGAUACUCAAUUACUAUAAAGUGAACGACAUACAAAAAUUUACGUUUUCGCGUCCGUUUAUUCGAAAAGACCCUCAGAUUGACGAAAAGAACGAGUUUGGUCACUUGUGGCUCGAACGGACCGAAUUAACAACAACGUAUCCCUUGCCAGGGAUUUUGCGUUGGUUCCCUGUGAGUUCAUCAACUGUUCAUGAGAUUUCUCCCCUGCGAAACGCCAUCGAAACUAUGGAAAAAGCUAAUAAAACUUUGAAAAAUUACGUGGUUCUGUUCAACAGCGAUAAGGACAUGCAAAUUAAUCCGUUGAGCUUAACUUUGAACGGAAUCUUGGACGCUGCCGUCAUGGGAGGCAUAAAAAAUUACGAAGAGGCGUUCUUUACUGAAGAAUAUGAGACACAUCACCAAGAUGAUGAUGUGCUUUUGCAAAGACUGAAAGAUCUAAUUGCUGAUCAAAUUCCGCUGUUGGAAUUAUGUGUCAGAAUACAUAAGGAAAAUGCGCCUGAAAAUUUGCAACCUUUACAGAAGCGAUUCGAGGAUUGUUUUGCGAAAAUGCAAGAGAGCGUUGUAGAAAAAUACGGAAAGGGGACCUGUGAUAUUAAAUUAGAUACCCAAGUGACGAUGAGGAGGCACCACAGUAUUGUUCAUGAUCCGCGUUUAUCUGACAUGUCGAUGAUUUCUGAUAACGUGGAUAGUCGCAGCAGAGUUUCGAGUUUGACGAAAUCCCAAGUCGCUUCCUUAAAGCAAUUUACUUCUAGUUUUAAUUUUGCAACGUCUCCAAGUAUCAGCAGCAAAUCUAAUAUCAGCAGCAACACCAAAAGUUUAUUAGUCUCCCCAUCUAAAAGUCUAACGACAACUCCGGCCUUGAAUCACAAAAAAUCGUUCAAAAUCACCCGAGAGAAACGUCGUUCCAGUAAAUCUGAUCAUACGCCGAGUCCGUCCAUACUUUCCGCCACCCAGUGGUACACCACUGAUGAAAAUACAAAUGGGUCACCUAGAUUCGAAUUAACUGAAGAGUUGACACCAAAACGGCCCUUGCGCUCUGAAGUCGAAAAGGAAAAAAGGUUGAGUAGGCCCCCCAGUGGUCAAUUCUCUUCCAGAUCAAGUAGUAUCUCAGUGACGUUAAGAGGAACCGGAAGUUCGAGUAGUAGUAACAGAGAUUCAGUUGGUACGACUGAUUCCAGUGUAAGUGAAGAAGACGCAGUGCCGCCCCCUUUACCGUUGAAAUCGAGAGAAGUUGAUUAUUGUAAUUUGCCAAAUAACGAAAAUACGAGUUUUCUUUAUUCACAACGUAACUCAGUCAGGACUAGUUUAAAAAUUCUGGUUCCGGCGCCUGAUCCGAUCGACUUUGAUGACGUACCGCCCACACCACCGCCGAAACCGCCCAAAAAUAAGAACAAAUCCAAUUUAUGAACCUGUGUAAGCGUAAAGUGACCAAGUUACCAUAAGUGCCAUGGAUGUGUUAUAUUUUAAUCUGUAUUUCAACGCAUAUCUAUAGUUUUAAUUGUGUAUAAAGUAUUUAUAUUAUUAACCAAAGAUCGUAUUUUUUCAUUGUGUAAAACAAUAAACUUUUUUACGUACAUUUAA